Molecule: messenger RNA, 1732 nt
Organism: Hyalella azteca
Lineage: Eukaryota; Metazoa; Arthropoda; Malacostraca; Amphipoda; Hyalellidae
Product: PXMP2/4 family protein 4
Exons: 4
Coding region: 309-905 (198 amino acids)
Cellular component (GO): cytoplasm; membrane
Source: RefSeq, a predicted model, not a curated record
GUCAGUCAUUUGUCAAAUAUCUGUAUAUGGUUGAUUGACACGGGUGUAUUUUCCUAGAAUCUUGCAUCUAAUUCUCCACCUACGACCAUGCCACAGCCAGUUGAAGUGCACAUCAAUAACUACUAGUAUAUUAUUUGUACAGGUAUUUCACUUUCAAAUGUAGUGAUUAAUUACGAGACACGAUUUUAAUUUCCACCUUAAAGAAUAAAUUGAGAUCUGAAAGCAGUACUCGUGUGCCCCAAAGCCGCUGAAAUUUGAACUUCGUGACAGAAGCUGCACGACGUUAAUUAAGUUCAGGAUCAAUUGCUAUGGGGCAGUGGGGCCGCCGCGCCAUGGCCGGCAUGCAGCAGAUGUGGCACGCGUACCCGGUCACCAGGGGCAUGACCACCUACGCGUUGCUGUGGCCGACCUCAAACAUGGUCCAGCAGGGCCUGGACCCCGGCAGACAGCGCUACGAUCCCUUGCAGGGCCUCAGGUUCCUGGUGAUGGGAACCUUCAUCACGGCCCCCACCGUCUACGUCUGGGUUAAGAUCGCCAGCAAACUGGUGCGCGGCAACUCCCUGAGACACGCCAUGCUUAAGGCGCUGUACGACAUUACGCUGUUCGCUCCCGUGGGCCAGUCGCAAUUCUAUUUCGGCAUCUCGGCCCUGGAGGGCAAGUCCCUCGCUCAGUGUACCGACGAAGUCAAAGAGAAAUUAAUUCCUAGCUGGAAGGUUGCUGCGUGCUUCUGGCCCAUUGUUCAAACCUUCAACUUCGCUUACGUCGCUGAGCGGAACCGCGUGGUGGUGGUGUCGGUGGGGAGCUUCAUAUGGACGAUCUUCCUGUCGUACAUGCACCACACGGACGUACAAAACCGACCGAGUUUCCUUAGACCUAAGAGAACAAAUUUGGAACCGCAGCCCUGACCGUUGCACAUCUUUUAGUUCCUGAAUCCAUAGUGAAAGCUUUCAUAGUUUCAGCUCAAACUGAAGUUCGAUUGACGCGGAUCCGCAAACAUAACUCAAUUUCAGCUAAUAAUUAUGAUUCAUAUAAUUUGAACUCAUGAAAACAUGAAAAAUCAAGAAUAUUGCCUGCUCUCAUAAAGGAAAUUAUGUUUAUUUUUCGUAACUAACCUGAAAACCAGGUAAGAGAAGCAAGAAACCAGAAAUUAUUAAAUAGUCAUGAUGUGAGGGUCGUUGCGACUUUAUGCGAAAUUUGCUAGGAUAACACAAUAUCGUAUCUCAUUAAAUUAAUAGUAAAGUAUGUUCAGAGCACAAACACAAUGUUCGUCAUACUGUAUCUAUAAUAUUUAGUUUCGUUCGCUUAUAGUUUAAUCCAAUCCGUAGACUCAAUAACACGGCGGGCACCCUUCGCAGGUUCCGUUUGACAAAUAUGUUCGCUGCAUCUGCAAUUUAUUAAAGAUUAAUGCAAAUAAUACAUUUCAAUAUUCAUCGAUUACCUAAUCUUUGAAUUCUCACAUUUCAUUAAAUAUCAAUCUGGCUUUUUGAUUUCCUCGAUUAUGAUAUCUUAGCAGGCACAUUGCACAUGAUGCGGUCAUGUGCAAUUGUGCGGUCAAGCGGCUCUUAAAUUUACCUUGUUUAAAUGCUGCGUGUUCCUGCUGUGAGUGGACAGCUAUUGGGUUUUGCCCAUCAUUAUAGUCCUGGGUGUGUAUAUAUGUAUGUUAUUGCUGCAAACAUUGUUAAAUUCUGAUAAUCAUUUAAUCAUUAUUUAUAUUACUGAAUUUUAUUGCAUC